Messenger RNA from Hyphopichia burtonii NRRL Y-1933, 2965 nucleotides. RefSeq lists its product as uncharacterized. Gene Ontology annotation, biological process: ubiquitin-dependent endocytosis. Gene Ontology annotation, cellular component: cytosol; cytoplasm. Bases 1 to 2940 code for a protein of 979 amino acids. The transcript has 2 exons. Gene Ontology annotation, molecular function: protein-macromolecule adaptor activity; ubiquitin protein ligase binding. The record is from RefSeq and is a predicted model, not a curated record. Lineage: Eukaryota; Fungi; Ascomycota; Pichiomycetes; Serinales; Debaryomycetaceae.
AUGCUGCAGGGACCCAACUCACCCUUGUUUCCGGUGCUGCAGUUGACUUUAUCGCCUGCUAUAUCCAAUUCUGUUGCAGCCGCCAAUGGGGUCAGUGAAGAGCAUCCGCUGCUUCUUCCUCAACUUCCUGAUAAACCUCUGGCUCAAACGUCGUCUAUCCAGGUGUAUAUCAUCCCGACGGAAAAGAAUUUGUUUGUUCAAGGAUUUGAAGCAUAUGAGUAUGCCGAAAGACCCCCAGUUUUGCUAAGAGGAUGUCUUUAUUUGAAAGUUUUGAAACCAAGUAAAAUCAAAUCGAUUACGUUAAAUUUUAAAGGCCAACAAAGAACUGAUUGGCCCGAAGGGAUACCCCCAAAGAAAAACACGUACGCAGAGAUUAAUGAUAUCUUGAGUCAUACUUGGCCCUUUUAUCAGGUUGAAAGCCCUUUACCAAAUUGCGGAGCAGAUUUUUUCAAACCUUUGAAUUCUCAUACCAAUGAUCAAGAUGUUAGCCAUUUGAGUUUGUCUGACACUAUAACAAGAUCGCACUCUCCAGCUCCCCUUUCAACUUCCCAAUCCCACACUAGUAUGGGUGUCGGCAAUUUUUUCACAAGGAAUUUAUCUCCAGCUACCAACUUUAUGAAAAGGGCAGCUUCACCAUCCGUUCACUCAAAUGAUGUGCCAAAUGAUCUAACUAGUUCAAUAACGAAUCCAGACAAUGACUCCCUGAAACCUGGCCAUUUCCCUGCUGGAGAUUAUAUAUAUAAUUUCGAACAUGCAAUUCAUCCUUCCAUUGCUGAAACUACUGACGUUACCUUUGGUUCUGUCUCUUAUCACUUGGAAGCAAACAUAAGUAGAAUUGGAACUUUUAAACUGAAUUUAACUGCUAGAUUACCAAUUGAUAUUAUAAGAACACCCUCCGAGUCUAAUACUGAAGAACACGAACCAAUUGUUAUAACAAGAGAUUGGGAAGAUCAACUACGUUAUGAUAUUGUAGUUGGUGGUAAGUCUGUCAUAUUAGACUCUUAUCUUCCUUUAGCCUUUAGGUUCGUACCGUUAUGGGGUAAAGUUGCAUUACAUAGAAUUCGAGUUUACCUAACUGAAAACUUGGAAUAUUACUGUCAAAAUAAAAAAGUUCACAGGAUGGAACCUCCCAAAAAAUAUUUACUUUUAGAACAUAAGGCUAAAAAGGGUAGAUCUCUUUUAUCAGAAUCAGGUGGGUUAAAUGAAGAAGCUCCUCCAGAUGAAGAAGACGAUAUCUUACCAAGAGAAUUGGAAUUUCAAUUAUUUGUCCCAAAAACACUUAGUGAUAAACAUUGCCAUAACAUCCAUCCAGAUACUUCAUUUGAAAAUAUUCAAGCUCAUCAUUGGAUAAAAAUUUGUCUUAGAAUAUCAAAACUUGAUCCAGAAAAUGAAGGCAAACGUAAGCAUUAUGAAAUCCUGAUCGAUUCACCAAUUCAUGUCCUUUCAGAAUAUGCUGCCCAUGGUAACACUCUUUUACCUGCCUAUGAUACUCAUCAACGAGAUGAAGAACAAUUCUUACCAAAAUAUACACCAAGUUCUCCUCCUUUGUCACCGGGAGUUGUUCCAAUCAACACAAAUAAUAUAUUGGCUUCUGCUUUAAAUAACAAUAGUGGAACACAGGAGAAUUCAUUAGAUCAUAUAAUGGAAUCACCAAUUAGACCUUCAACACCAUUAGAAUUCCAUCAUAUCAACAGCGUUCGAAAUAACGAUGAGCCAAUUGAAAGAGAUCCCGAUAUGCAUCUAGGUGCUAAUUUAUACAAGCCAAGUGAGGAUAGUGCUUUGAACAGUCAAAUGCAUUCGCCCCAAGCGUUCCCACAUCCAAGUACUUUCAGCUCCCCAAUCAAUUCUCCAAUUCAAAGACCUAUACAUAUUUUAAGGCAACCUUCAUACAACCCUCCCCCAUUCAAUGCCGACAAUGCACCUCCUACGAUCGACGAUGUAAUCCCACCUCCGGCAUAUGAAGAAGAAGAUCACUCAUUAAGUAUGUCACCAUUAAGAAUAAAUGAUGAUGCUAUAACAACACCGCCAAGGGCCGAGUUAAAUGUUAUUCCGCCUACUCCCGUCAAUGUUAUACCUCCAACUCCUCAAGAAACUCCAAUUAAGGAGAGACUAGAGCAACAGUUGGAAGAAGCUACAAAAAAUAAUAUUGCCAAUCAAACUUCAGCUUCAGGAUCGAGUAAGAGUUCACAUAAGACUCUGAAAAGACCGCUGGUGGAUGAUGAGGACGGUGAGGAUCUCGUUGAUUUUGGUGAUGCUCCAAUCCAAGCUCCCCUGUCUCCGCAACCAUUGCAUUUAUUGAUCAAUCGAUCCAGACGUAACUCAUCCAAUAAAGGAUCAAAUCACGCAUCCCGCAGGUCAUCUAUAUCAUCAUUAGGUUCAUCUGAGAACCUAGAAAAUAUGCCAGUUGAACAGACGAUGCCAUUAUUGAGUCUGUCGGCAUCAAGUAUUAAUGUAUCCUUUUCUGCACCAUCAUUGAAUGAAAGAGGAAGGAAUGAUUCGAUUCACUCUUUAUUACAAGAUUCUACCAGGCGACCCAGUAACAUUAACGAUUGGUCCACAAGGAAAAUGGACUUGAUGAGUAAUGAUUUGACUGAUGAUGUUCAUGGGGUUAAUGGGAAACUAAGUAAAUUAAGAAAUCCAAGGAUUAAGAGACAUUACAACGAUUCGGUUGAGGAAGAUACCAUAAGUUCUGAUUCAAUGAAACCAAAAAUUAUUGAAGAAGAUAUGGCACAUGAAAAUAGUGAAAUGAACGAGCUGGCCUCAAAUGGAGAAACAAACAGUGGUACGCAGCCAUCAAGUCGAAGUAGUACAUCUUUUGAAAGUGAAAUAACAAUCGAUGAAUCCACAGGCUUGAGAAGGAAAAAUGAUUCUAAAGAUCAUCAUCAAAAUAACAGUAAUAACCAGGUCCCAGGACUUAAUUAUGGGUACACUAUAGAAUAAAACUUUUUUUUUUCAAUUCUUACUU